Vicia faba (fava bean) is the source of this 450-nucleotide messenger RNA. The record is from the annotation of a GenBank genome assembly. NCBI's taxonomy places the organism in Eukaryota, Viridiplantae, Streptophyta, Magnoliopsida, Fabales, Fabaceae.
AUGCCCUUAUUCAGUCAUAUGAUUCACAGUUCAGCCUGCUCAGCCCCAAUAAAUGCUUUCUUCUUCAGGCUUCAAAGCCUUUUCGUUAGCAAUCCCUUCACACCGCCCUCCUCACUCCUCAUCAAGCAAUGGAUGGUAGUAGUGCUGUCAAGUCAAGAGUUCAGACCGUCGAAUGAAUUGAGGCCUGGUGGGAGGACUUGUGUUACGAUGCAGCUGGCACCUUUGAGGUCUCGUUGCAGAGGGGGCAAGAGUGUUACUGUAACACUUGGAACAAAAAUCUUGGCUGGUCUGUCUAUUCAAACCAGUACUCGAGAGAAGGGACUCAAAGUUGGUAUGUGCCGCUUUAUCCUUCCUUCCAAAGGAACAUUGAACGAAGGGCUCAUCUAUAGAAAGCAAGCUAUAGCUAUGGGAAUAAGUCAUGUCCUAAGCCUAAGGUUUUGGGCACCGUAG